AUUGCUCUUGGCCAUUAUUUCAUGACAAUAGAGUGUAAUGUACCAGUAUCUGGUACGAGUUUACAUCUGCAAGGAAGUUCACAGUUCACAAUUGCCAAUAAGGCCACCAUGUCAAUGCAGGCAUGAGUCGAGUCAGUCGAUCCAAGAGUGCAAUGUGACCGAAUGGCGACACACGCGGUACAGUCGAACAUAAACAGUACAGACGCGACCAAUCAAUCUUUUCAAAAAGCCACCAAUCCCAGUCAGGCAAGACACCAUUGGAGGUGGCGGAGACAGUUUUACAUUGCCUUAAAGACUUAAUGAACCUUGUUUCAGAGGCACUGAGUGUCCCCAAGAUUGACUACUAAUGUACGUAUACCCCAAACGGAAGCAAUUGGUUUAUGAGCUGUACUAGGUCAUGGAAAAAUCCCGGUUUGUUAAGUCAUCGUAUGAAGGUCAAGAACAUAUUUAAGAGUCGCUGGGAGAUUGUGCCAGUUUUUGCUGGGUCAAUCGCGCCGAAGAAUAAAUAAAUCUGCUGCACAAGAGGGAACUUACAUGUCUGCCGGAGGCCUUUUUUGUUCUUUUUCAAAACUACGAGUUAGGGGACCGUCAAAUGGUCAGAACAGCUGACAUGGUACUAAGUAGCUGUGUUCAUUAUGCUCAGAUUCAUGCAACGGUAUUCAAGUCACAAUGACACCGGACUCAAAGACGCACGGAGAUCGUCGGAGAUUGACUAUUGACCGAGUGUUGACCGAGUGUUGACCGUCCAAUUCUGUUCUUGUUGGAUCAUGGUCUCAAUCGGACAAUCAAUCAAUCGGACUGCACAUUCUUUGUGGAAUAAAAGGCCAAAGGUUUUGUUUGAUUUCGGCUCAUCUCACAAUUCUCGCCCUCUGCAUCUUUUUGAGUUAUCUCGUCUGAGCAACUUAUACUACUAUUUUUCUUGUUGGAAAGCAAUUAUUAGUCUACCAUGACACAUCUACCCCCCGCCAUUGUUUUGAUGUUUGGCGGAACAGAGUCCUCCAAGAACAACAAUAAUAAUAACAUGAUGGAAUCCUGUUCUUCCAUUAGCAUGAUGGAUUCUUGUUCUACCCUGGGCAUGUCGCAUUCUACCCUCUCUGGUAGUGGUAACGGCAACACCAACAACAGUCCCAACAAGAUCCCCGUCUUGUUGGAGGCGUGCAAAGAGCAGCAUCAACAAGUCUUGGCCAAACGCAAGAGAGCCAUGCUCCGUCAUUCCAGGUCGUUUGAUAGCACCAACGGUGGGCCUCCACAAUCCUUUAUCCGAAGACCCCGUCAAAGCAAGACCAGACCUCGCCGUCACAGGAGUACCCCCGUCAAGGAAGCCGAACCAGAAGAAGAAGAAGAAGAGAUUAUCAUUAUCGUCACAGAAGAAGAAGAAUAUGAACAUGAUGAGCCCAUUGUCGUCAAGGAAAAUCGAUGGGACAGUGGAAAACCUGCCCCAGAAUCAACGGCAGCUCGGAUGGAGAACAACUCAGCAGCAAUUAGGAUGGGACAGCCACAAUUGCAACGAAGUUCCUCUCACACGUCAUCGUCCCGUUGGGAUACCGGUACCGACUCGGGUCACUCGCGAAGAUCGUCUACGUGUCCGAUCCUCCCACCAUCUCGCCAAGAUUCCUUUACCGAACUGUCGCCCGAAGAUUUGAUCAUGGAUGCACGACCAACAAUUCCAACCACCAUCAGUACAACUACUAGUACUAGUACAAGUCCCAAGGUACCCCAACGAACACACAGCUCGGACGCCAAUCGAAGGCCCCUGCGUUGCUAUUCCCCACAACGAUGCGUGUCGCCUGCUCGGAUGGCAUGAUCAUCUUCAUCAUCAUAAUACCAAAAACAACAGCAUUUAUUGUUUAGGUGAAGGAAGCAAGCAAGGGGGCUACAAACUACAUGCAUAGCUUAUCUCUAUUAUAAAACUAAGUUUAGAGGAAGA
Messenger RNA from Seminavis robusta, 1927 nucleotides. The record is from the annotation of a GenBank genome assembly. NCBI's taxonomy places the organism in Eukaryota, Bacillariophyta, Bacillariophyceae, Naviculales, Naviculaceae.